This is a messenger RNA of Phytophthora sojae, 1248 nucleotides long. RefSeq lists its product as hypothetical. NCBI's taxonomy places the organism in Eukaryota, Oomycota, Peronosporomycetes, Peronosporales, Peronosporaceae. Bases 1 to 1248 code for a protein of 415 amino acids. The transcript has a single exon. The record is from RefSeq and is a predicted model, not a curated record.
AUGUCCGAGACUUCGGAAGCUGCGGUUGUGUCGGCAGGUCGCAGUGGAGGAUCAAGGUCGAUUAACCGCGACCUCUCCGACACGUUCAAGGACAUGCCGGGCCCCGAGCCCUCCUACGACGCGGAUGACGGCGCCACCGAGGACUUCAAACCCUCGGUGACGGUAGGAGGGGCAACCUCCAAGCCGGUUGGCACUCGUCCUCCCCUCAACGGGGAUAAUCCGGCGGCCAACAAGGUCCUAGGCCGGUGCCUAGACCUGAUGAAGACCAAGAGCGAAUGGAUGCAGUUGUUCUCCCCGAAGCAAGUCCGCCAGGCCAUCUGGAUGGACCUCGGAGGGGCGUUGGCUACGCCGAUCAACUCAACGAGCACUCGGCACGUUGCGCAGAAUACUGUGGGCCUCCUGCGAGCUAUGGGGUGCGAACCCCAGAUCCUCCCCACGGAGGCUGCGCUCGCGAGUUGGACGCCGACCGCCGCUACCACAGCGUUAACCAAGUGGAGGAAGAAGCUGCGUAAUGCCUUUGGAGUGGCGGACGUCAGUUCGCGAGGCCCAACGAUGCUUCGUUCGACCUCGGAGGCAGUAGACCCGUCGAAGGUCCCGCUACCAGCGACCCCUCGGAAGGGAGCCACUGAUGACGGUGUCUUUGCAACCAAGGGCGAAGCCUCGCCGUACAUGCAAGACUCGCACAUGGUAACUCCACGAUCUACGGACCGUAGUGAACGUUUGGCUAGGGAGAACGAGGCUUCAUUCGCCACGCCUGGCACGCGCGGAGCGACUGGUCGUCGGUCCCGCCGACGUUACGACCUCCAAGAUGAUUCGUCGGACAGCGACGACGACCUCGGGUCCGACUACUACGAAGGGGACCUACCGAGUGAAUGGGCACGUCAGGUGCGCGAGCUAAGCGCGACCGACAACCAGAGCUCAACCCCAAAGCUCGAGAUCGCCACGCAUUUGCCUCUCGCCAACAUCAAGCCGUUCUACGGAACGCGCGACAAGAGCGAGCACUCCAUGCAGUGGCUCCGAACGUUCAUCUAUGAGAUGAAGGGAACGCAUGCACCACCCAACGAGUGGUGUAUGCCGUUCGAACUUAAGCUCAGGGAUGGAGCCCAGCACUGGUGUCGUCCGCUCCCACGCAAGACAAGACGCACGUGGAAGUUGCUGAGCGAGGCGUUCAUCGAGUACUAUUGCUCGAAGUUUUCCCAGUCUGCGAAGGCUCGGUACUACUCGGCAAGACAAGGAACACGUUUGUGA